Molecule: messenger RNA, 1128 nt
Organism: Caenorhabditis remanei
Lineage: Eukaryota; Metazoa; Nematoda; Chromadorea; Rhabditida; Rhabditidae
Exons: 5
Coding region: 1-1128 (375 amino acids)
Biological process (GO): intracellular signal transduction; protein phosphorylation
Cellular component (GO): cytoplasm; nucleus
Molecular function (GO): ATP binding; MAP kinase activity
Source: RefSeq, a predicted model, not a curated record
AUGGCCGACGGAGAAGCGGUGAUUUCGACGGUGAACAAUGUCGAAGAGGUUCAUGGACAAUUGUUCGAAGUCGCUCCGAGAUAUGUCAAUUUGUCAUAUAUCGGAGAGGGAGCUUAUGGAAUGGUCGCUUCGGCACUCGACACCAUCACUCGUGACCGUGUCGCCAUAAAGAAGAUCUCACCAUUCGAACAUCAGACAUUCUGUCAACGGACACUUCGUGAAAUCAAGAUUCUCAAUCGGUUCAAGCACGAGAAUAUCAUCAACAUCCAGGAAAUCAUUCGAUCGGAGAGUGUCGACUCGUUGAAAGACAUCUACAUAGUGCAAUGUCUGAUGGAAACGGAUCUCUACAAACUGCUCAAAACUCAAAAACUCUCAAAUGACCACGUCUGCUAUUUCCUCUAUCAAAUUCUCCGUGGUCUCAAAUACAUUCACUCUGCAAACGUGCUCCAUCGUGAUUUGAAACCAUCGAACUUGUUGCUCAACACGACUUGCGAUCUGAAAAUCUGUGACUUUGGACUGGCUCGUGUCACCGAUCCCCAGACGGAUCACACUGGAUUCUUGACUGAAUACGUGGCAACGAGAUGGUAUCGUGCACCGGAGAUUAUGCUCAAUUCGAAGGGAUACACCAAGUCGAUCGAUGUGUGGAGUGUCGGAUGUAUUCUCGCUGAAAUGUUGAGUAAUCGCCCGUUGUUCCCCGGAAAACACUAUUUGGAUCAGUUGAAUUUGAUAUUGGCAGUCGUCGGAUCACCGUCGAAUGAGGAUUUGCAAUGUAUUAUUAAUGACAAAGCACGCAGCUAUUUGAUCUCUCUUCCACACAAACCAAAGCAGCCAUGGGCUCGUUUGUAUCCGGGAGCCGAUCCACGCGCACUUGAUUUGUUGGAUAAAAUGCUCACUUUCAAUCCACAUAAUCGCAUUGACAUCGAACAAGCGCUCGCGCAUCCAUAUCUCGAACAAUACUACGAUCCAGGAGACGAGCCAGUCUGCGAGGAGCCAUUCACACUCGAAAUGGAAUUUGACGAUCUGCCGAAAGAGAGGCUGAAGGAGUUGAUCUGGGAGGAGGCGGAGUCUCAUCACAAACGAAUGGAAGCAGAGGCGGCUGCAAGGAAUGGUGGUGCACCGUCUGUCUAG